Messenger RNA from Parascedosporium putredinis, 291 nucleotides. NCBI's taxonomy places the organism in Eukaryota, Fungi, Ascomycota, Sordariomycetes, Microascales, Microascaceae. The record is from the annotation of a GenBank genome assembly.
AUGCCCACCAAGUUCUGCCAGAACGCCUGCGUGUCCCUGACGACCCGUUCCCCUCCCAAGAAGACGCCGCCCCCUGUCAAGGAGGAGCCCGAGGAGCCCGAGGAGCCUGAGUAUCCCGAGCUCGGCGGCUGCGGCCUCGCCUGCGACGCCCCCGGCAUCUGCGUCGUGCCUCUGUUCUGCGGCGGCUUCGCUGGCUUCGGAUGCCCCGAUGGCCUCGAGUGCUGGGACGAUCCUAGGGAUGACUGCGAUCCCUUUAACGGUGGUGCUGACUGCGGUGGUAUCUGCAUCUAA